AUGCCAGGGGUGACGAAGUACAAUUUGGUGGAUGACUCCCUCGAUUUGAGGAUCCCCAUGCAUAACGAGGAGGUGUUCCAGCAUGGAGUCUGCUUCGAGGCAAAGUACAUUGGCAGCUUGGAAGUAGGUCGUCCUGGCAGCCGCAUGGAAAUAGUUGCUGCAAUGAGAAGAAUCCGAUAUGAAUUCAAACUGAAGAACAUCAAGAAAAAGAAGGUCAACAUUGUAGUUUCUACAGAUUUUGUCAAAGUGAUACUAAGAAAAAAGAAGCGAAAAGGAUGGUCGUGGGAUGAAAAUACAAUCUUGGUGACACAAGAUCCCAUAUUCAGGAUUUUUUACGUCUCACAUGACGCACAAGACCUCAAGAUCUUCAGUUAUAUUGCAAGAGAUGGAGAAAGUAAUAGCUUUCGCUGUAAUGUUUUCAAGUCAAAGAGGAAGUCACAAGCCAUGCGGAUUGUGCGGACAGUAGGUCAAGCGUUUGAUGUGUGUCACCAGCUGACCCUGCAGAAGAAAACAGACGAGCAAGAAGAUGAAGAGGGAAAGGAGAAGCAGCUGGAGGGAAUGCCAGCUGAUAAGAGGUUGGCUUUGUCAGAGGAGACCGACCUUGAAGCCACAACAGAGGAGAGUAUCGAGUGCAACACUUCAUCAGACCUGGAGAGGAACAAAAAGGUCCUUGGUAAUAAUAGGAAGGGCUCCAGCGGUGGCUCUCUUCUGCUGAGCUCUCCAGCGAGUAAAGCUUCUGUUGAGGCGAAGUCAGCCGCAGAGGCUCACUGCGCUUCAGACCACCAGGUUCAACUCUUGCAGAAACAGCUAGAGCAGCAGGAGCAACAGGCAUUGGCAGCAUCAGCCCAGGUGCAUGUGCUACGGGGCCAGCUGUCCGUGGAGGUGUGCGCCCGAAGCGAGGCCCAAAUGAGAGUGCAGAGGCUGUUGCAACAGAACACAGACUUGCUGCAACACAUUUCCUUGCUGGUCAAACAGAUCCAAGAACUCGAGCUUAAAACGGGUGGCCAUUUAACAUCCAUGGGCUCCCAGGACAGUCUUCUAGAGAUCACUUUUCGUGCACGACCCCCCAGCACGCCCAGUGAACCCCUCACCCCAUCCCCCUCUACAGGGCCCUCUUCAGCGUCUCUAUCCCAGCAACAGAUCAGCGACAGUGCUUGGGUCUCCUGCUCUUCCAGCACGACAGGCGCCGAGACCAGCCCCCUGAACCUUGGCGGCAACGCGGUUCGUCUGGAGUGCUUCCGGUUCUCUACGCGAGUUCCGGAAGGCCGUGAGCAAAGCCCUGGAACCGGCGAGAUGCCCAGCGACGGCCCACAAGAUGACAGUUCACCUCAGGGUGAGCCGGUCCUGGGAGCUCUGGAGCUGCUCCGGUUCAGGGAAUCAGGAAUCGGAUCAGAGUAUGAAUCCAACACGGAUGAGAGCGACGACCGGGACAGUUGGGGACAUGGAGAGGGAGCUGGGCUAGAUGGUACCGCUCGCCUCUUUAAUGUGUUGAAUACUGAGAGUUUGCCAGACUGUUUAGGAGAUGAGAUGGCCGUAUAG
Messenger RNA from Nerophis lumbriciformis (worm pipefish), 1539 nucleotides. The record is from RefSeq and is a predicted model, not a curated record. NCBI's taxonomy places the organism in Eukaryota, Metazoa, Chordata, Actinopteri, Syngnathiformes, Syngnathidae.